AUGCGAAAGUACAGCCUCAAGAAAGACUUCUUUAGUGAUCUUAUUGCUGGACUCACAGUUGGCAUCAUGCACAUACCCCAAGGUAUGGCAUAUGGUUUGCUUGCUCAGUUGCCUCCUAUCCAUGGUCUGUAUGUGUCCUUCUUCCCGGUGUUAAUUUACUUCUUUUUUGGAACGUCUAAACAUGUUUCUGUUGGUACAUUUGCUGUUGUCUGUCUGAUGGUUGGGGCAGUGGUUGACAAAGGUUAUUCUCAAUAUAGGAGCCAUGAAAAUGUAGACUUAGUCACCAAUACCUCUACCACAACUACCACAACCACUACGCUAAUGACCAGUGGGACAUUAUUCACAAAUGCUAUGAACAGUUCUACCACAAUGUCUACUCCAAGUACAGAUGCUGAUACAAUAAAACUUGGAUUUGCUAUGGCUGUCACUUUCCUUGUUGGAUGCAUACAGUUGCUUAUGGGUGUCUUCCGCCUGGGCUUUGUAACCACAUUCUUGUCUGAUCCUUUGGUUAGUGGUUUUACUACAGGAGCUGCUUGUCAUGUAUUCACCAGCCAAAUCAAGCACAUCUUUGGAAUCCAAAUGGGCCGUUACUCUGGACCUUUUAAACUCAUUUACUCAUAUAUUGAUGUCUUUAGCAACAUUUCUCAAACGAAUUUGGUUACUUUUGGAAUGUCUGCUGUUUCUGUUUUAAUCAUUGCCUUGGUGAAGGAACUCAUCAAUAACAACCCAAAAAUAAAGCCGAAAUUGAAAAUGCCUGUGCCUAUUGAACUUGUAAUGGUUAUCCUUGGAACUGUGAUCUCAUACUUUCUUAAACUUAAUGAUUCCCACCAUGUACGCAUUGUCGGAAAAAUUGCUACUGGAAUCCCUACCCCGUUACCUCCUCCUUUCAGUCUUCUCAGGGAGGUUGUCACUGAUGCAAUUGCAAUUGCCAUUGUUGCCUUCGCCAUUAAUGUAUCCAUGUGCAAGAUCCUUGCAAAGAAACAUGAUUAUGAAAUCGACCCCAAUCAGGAAUUGCUUGCUUAUGCCUUUUGCAACAUCUUCAGUUCCUUCUUCUCUGCUUUCUGCAGUGCAGUCUCUCUCUCCAGAAGUUUAGUUCAAGAGAAUGCUGGUGCCAGAACUCAGGUGACAGGCUUGGUCUCGUCUAUAUUGAUCCUCAUUGUACUCCUUGUAGUAGGUCCAUUAUUUGAGACUCUACCAAAUUGUGUUUUGGCAGCUAUAAUUAUUGUAGCAUUGAAAGGAAUGUUCAAGCAAUUCACAGAACUACGAAGGCUUUGGGGCAUUUCUAAAAUUGAUUUUGCUAUAUGGUUGGUUGCAUUCCUUGGUACUGCAUUGUUGGAUGUGGACUAUGGGCUUGGAGUUGGUGUAGGGUUUUCCCUUAUCACUGUCCUUGGUCGUUCUUCAAGACCCUACUCUUGUUUGCUCGGUCAGAUGCCCAAUACUGACAUCUACAGAGAUAUUUCUGUGUAUAGAUCGGCUUCAGAAAUUCCUGGAAUUAAGAUUUUUCGCUUUGAUUCUUCACUCUACUUUGCAAAUUGUGAGAAUUUCCGCAGCCGUUUGUAUGAGCUAACAGGUGUAAAUCCACGUAAAUUAAAGAAAAAGCAACAAAAGGCAGAAAAGAAAAAGAAAAAAAUGGUAGAAUCAGGCAGUGCCAAUGGAUUGCAUGACAUACCCAGUACCACUGUCAAAGCAAUCAUUAUUGAUUGCUCAAGUUGGAGCUAUUUGGAUUCUGUUGGUGUGAAAGUUUUGUCACAGGUCAUUUCUGAAUAUGAUGCAGUUGAUGUACGGGUGUUGUUGGCACAUUGUAAGGCUGGCAUUCGUGAGAUGUUAGUGAAAGCUGGUUUCUACAAUAAUGCUGACCGUUAUUGUCUCUUCGUUACUAUUCAUGAUGCUGUUCUCUCAUUCGUUCAUCCAACAUUUCGGCCACUUGGUUUAGUAAGAGAAGAAAAGAAAUCUGAACCAACCACAUCACAAUUUGAAGAUGGUCAACCAGGUCAGCAGUUGACAGAGUCAGUGUGA
Molecule: messenger RNA, 2016 nt
Organism: Acanthosepion pharaonis
Lineage: Eukaryota; Metazoa; Mollusca; Cephalopoda; Sepiida; Sepiidae
Source: the annotation of a GenBank genome assembly